GGACUGCUGUUAAAUGGACUAGGUAAACUAAAUCGUGAUCUACCACGAAUAAAAAUGUGUGCAAGAUGACAUUCUUAAAGCUGAAAUUUUAUUUGUAAAAUAAUAAUGCGAAGAAAGUAAAUGAACGACUGGCUUAUCUUUCUCCUGGUAUAAGGUUACCAAGAUCACAAAGAGAGUAAAGGAACCAUGAAAAGCUUCCUAUCUUUUGUUACACUGAUAAUGUACUGGUACCAACCAGUCCAAUGUCAACCACGUCCUGAAUGUGCUCCUGAUUAUCCUAAUCGACCCCCUGACUGCCCAGUGUGUCCACCAGAGGGAUGCAGGUCCUCUACGAUGGAUAUAGCUACACGUACUCCUAUUGAGAAUGUUACAUCUACCUCAACAGAAAAAACACAAUUUCAAACUGAUGACCCAGAUAAUGGAGGAGGAGAUGGAGGAACUCGCUGGGAAUGUGCCCCAGAUAAUCUUAACAGACCCCAAGACUGCGUAACAACUACUCCAGCUCCAAUAUCAACCAGCAGAACUACAACUCCACUAACAACUACUCGCCCGGAAUGUGCCCCAGAUAAUCCUAACAGACCCGAAGACUGCGUAACAACUACUCCAGCUCCAAUAUCAACCAGCAGAACUACAACUCCACUGACAACUACUCGCCCGGAAUGUGCCCCAGAUAAUCCUAAUAGACCCCAAGACUGCGUAACAACUACUCCAGCUCCAAUAUCCACCAGCAGUACCACUACUCCAUUAACAACUACUCGCCGGGAAUGUGCCCCAGAUUAUCCUAACAGACCCCAAGACUGCGUAACAACUACUCCAGCUCCAAUAUCCACCAGCAGAACCACAACUCGCCAAACAACUACUCCAGCUCCAAUACCCACCACAAACAACACAGGGCGUCCCAUUGUUGUUGAUGGGCACAGUUCAGCUGGUCGAACAGUGGCCGAAAUUUUACCCCUUAUAUCCCUGUUUUCUAUCCUUUUAUUUCUUUAAUUAUAUUUUCGAUUUGCAAGAGCGGAUAUUAUAAAGACGUAUCUAAAUUCGUUCUUAUUUUGUACAUAGAUUCUUCUAUGAUAUCUUGUUAAUAUUUAAAAACAUAGUACAUAUUUCAUUUUUCUUUUUAUCAUUUUCAGUCGUUUUUAUAAACUUUACGUCAGUCACUUUUAUUCCAGUAAAAUGUUCUAUUUUGAAAACUACCAGGAACGAUAACUCUUUAAUCUGUAAAUUAAUUCAAAAGGUCUCAAAACGAAGCUUGAAAAGUAUUUCUUUUCAUGCAACAAUUUUCAUUUUAUACCUUUCGAUGUGCUUCACUGUUCUUUGAAGUUCUCAGAAAGGUUUUAUUAAAGGUCGAAAUUUUUACCCCAUAAAAGUAUUUUAAAAUGACACAUUUAAAGUAAUUGAGGUUCAUUUUAUUCUGACCAAAGAUAUCAAUGUUUAUCAAUAUGAUAUGAAAUUAGAAGUAAUUUAUGGUGUUCUGCAAUUAUAGAAAAAUCUGUAUACACUUAGCAUUGUAAAAUGAUCGAAGUAAAUAGAAGAAAUUAAUGUACCUUAAGUGUAUAAAAAUUGUGCAGUUUCUUCAAAAGCCUGGGUACCUAUGAUUUUUAUUUCUAAAAUGUGGUUGUUGAUCAAACUUGAUAUGGAAAAUGCAUAGUAGAUGUUUUAAUUCGCAUUUCCUGAAUAUUUAUUUUGAAAUUUACUAAUUUUCCCUUAUAAAAUGAUUAACUUUAAAGAUGGAAUUGGAAAAAUUACCGUGUGUUACUCUGACAAGUCAGACAUUUUUGUGAGCAUUUGAAAUAUUUAAUGGAAGCCAGAAAAAUUUAUAAGUAGGACACAGCGACCUUUGCAGUUAACACACAUCCAUCGUCUGAUACAUUUACCCAAGGGUGAUUUCGUCUUUCACCUACCGCACUUUAACGUAGUCAUCUGGCUUUUCCCUUUAUUCUAUAACACUCGGAAGUCGAGAGUUACCCGUUAAGUGUCGUUUUUGCAUCACUUCCGUAAUUUCUGCUUUGAUAUUUCCAAAUCUUGGAGCAUUUUUCAUGUUUACGCUGCAUACUCGAAUUAUUGUGGAAUGCCUGGGCAAUUAAAUAGCACGAUUAAAGACAGAAAUAUCUAACGAAACAAGAUAUCAUGACACAUUUUGGUGACAUGUAGUAGGUAUAUGAUAUCUUAGGCCCGAUUUUCGAGAGGGGUAUCCGAUGUAAACAAAUGGAAGUGAAUUACCUUCUCUAUUUUAUAACCAUUCGUAGGCAUACUCGAUGAAAUAACC
Molecule: messenger RNA, 2266 nt
Organism: Saccostrea cuccullata (small rock oyster)
Lineage: Eukaryota; Metazoa; Mollusca; Bivalvia; Ostreida; Ostreidae
Product: mucin-2-like
Exons: 3
Coding region: 187-990 (267 amino acids)
Source: RefSeq, a predicted model, not a curated record